AUGGAUCAUAUUGAAAAAGAAAUGAAUUUCUUUAGAAUAUUUCCAUCUCCAUCUCCAUCGUCUAUCGUUAGCAAUGGUACAAGAGAUGGGUUCCAAGUUUCUUCAUUCCAUUUCAAAUGUGAUGGAAAGGGACCAACUAUUACAUUGGUCAAAUCAAAUAAUGGAAAUGAAUUUGGUGGAUACAAUAGUCAAUCUUGGAAUUCAAGUACCAAUACAUAUUAUUGA
Cavenderia fasciculata is the source of this 225-nucleotide messenger RNA. RefSeq lists its product as uncharacterized. The transcript is spliced from 2 exons. NCBI's taxonomy places the organism in Eukaryota, Evosea, Eumycetozoa, Acytosteliales, Cavenderiaceae. The record is from RefSeq and is a predicted model, not a curated record. The coding region runs from base 1 to 225 and encodes 74 amino acids.